Messenger RNA from Hevea brasiliensis (rubber tree), 1385 nucleotides. RefSeq lists its product as uncharacterized. NCBI's taxonomy places the organism in Eukaryota, Viridiplantae, Streptophyta, Magnoliopsida, Malpighiales, Euphorbiaceae. Bases 63 to 1298 code for a protein of 411 amino acids. The record is from RefSeq and is a predicted model, not a curated record. The transcript has 9 exons.
GCGGAUUAUCUGUUGAAAAGUAAGAGAGUCGCAGGGGGACGAACGAGAAACCUUGUGCGAAAAUGGCAAUAACAGCGUUCCAAACCCAUCGCUGUCGUCCAUUCCUUCCAUUAUCCACCAAAUCACAACCGUCUACUUCACCAAGGGUUUCCUGUUGCGCUUCUCACCUCUCAAGCAAGUGCCGGAGGGAGUACACAAGCGUCAUGAUAGUUCCCACCGGAGUUGGUGCCGCCAUUGGUGGAUUCGCCGGCGAUGCUUUACCGGUUGCUCGUGCUUUAUCUUCAGUCGUAGAUUGCCUCAUCACUCAUCCUAAUGUGCUUAAUGCUGCAAUGCUUUACUGGCCUAUGCCAAAUGUACUAUAUGUUGAAGGUUAUGCUCUUGACCGUUUUGCAGAAGGUUCAUGGGCUCUUCACCCUGUUCACCAAAAUAAGGUGGGAUUGGUUCUUGACAAUGGUAUAGAGGAGGAGCUUCAAAUUCGCCAUUUGCAAGUUGCUGAUGCAACCAGGGCAUCUCUUGGAUUGCCUGUUGUGGAGUAUAUUGUCACUGAUACUCCAUUAGAGGUGGAAAAGUGGGUUGAUCCAAAGAGUGGGCAAUCAACCGGCAGGAUUAAGCGUCCUGAUUCGCUCUUAAGAGCUGUGCAGACUUUAGUUAACCGUUCUCAAGUGAAUGCUAUUGCUGUUGUUGCACGCUUUCCAGAUGAUGACGUUGAAGAUGUUGGUGAUUAUAGACAGGGGAUGGGAAUAGAUAUAUUGGCAGGAGUAGAAGCAGUUAUAAGUCAUCUAGUGGUAAAGGAAUUCCAGAUUCCUUGUGCGCAUGCUCCUGCAAUGCAACCGCUUCCCUUGAUUCCGUCUCUUUGUCCCAAAUCGGCUGCUGAGGAGAUAGGAUACACUUUCUUGCCCUGUGCACUUGCUGGGCUAAGCAGAGCACCACAGUAUUUGGUAAAGAACUCCCAUUACUCAGAGAAGGGUUGCAUAUUAGCUAGUGAUGUUGAUAGUAUUCUUCUUCCAGUAGAUGCUUGUGGUGGAGAUGGUGCUCUUGCUUUUGCAAGAAGUAAACAAAACAAGCCACUUAUAAUUACUGUGGAGGAAAAUGAAACAGUUCUCAACAGUACACCAGAUAAACUUGGCAUUAACACGGUCAUGGUUUCAAACUACUGGGAAGCAAUUGGUGUUAUUGCAGCACACAAGGCAGGAAUAGAUCCACAUUCUCUCCGAAGAAACAGAAUUGGCAACAUUCGAUGCACUUCCCAUGCACCAGCUAAUGGGUUUGAAGUUUUGAGCGUCUCAUCCAGAACAUGAUCUGACAUUAAUUUCUUUUCCUUGCUGAAAGUCCAUAUUACGUUCCUGCUUUUUCUUAAAGAAUACACCAGUUAGUAAUGCUCGUAA